Molecule: messenger RNA, 312 nt
Organism: Neoarthrinium moseri
Lineage: Eukaryota; Fungi; Ascomycota; Sordariomycetes; Amphisphaeriales; Apiosporaceae
Exons: 1
Coding region: 1-312 (103 amino acids)
Source: RefSeq, a predicted model, not a curated record
AUGAUCCGCAGCGUCGGGACUAGUCAAUCAACGGGCUGGACUUCAAGACUGCAGGCCAGCGCUGACCUCGCAUGGAAUGUGAUGGGAUGGGACGGGGGCCAGACGGGAUGGUGGGCAGUGGGCAACGAACAGGUUGGCCCAGAGUGGCAUGGGAAUGGGACGGGACGGGACAGAUGUCGGAGGGGCGCGGCCUUUUGCAGCGCUUCGCUCGCCAGAUCGGGGUCAACUCUCAUCAAUGCGCUGGGCCCUCUGGGAAAUUUCCCUGGAAGUGAGCACCCGCCCUGGAACCUGGAAGCCUCGACAACGCAGUAG